Messenger RNA from Biomphalaria glabrata, 3919 nucleotides. RefSeq lists its product as uncharacterized. The coding region runs from base 1899 to 3455 and encodes 518 amino acids. Gene Ontology annotation, molecular function: zinc ion binding; nucleic acid binding. The record is from RefSeq and is a predicted model, not a curated record. The transcript has 2 exons. NCBI's taxonomy places the organism in Eukaryota, Metazoa, Mollusca, Gastropoda, Planorbidae.
AUUUUUUUGUUAUUUAAUAUGUUGGUUGCAUUCCAAUGUAUCAAGAUGUAUUAGUUUGUAGUAACUCUAUGAGUACAUGUUAUCUACACGUGUGUUUAAAAGUUUUUUUAAGCUUAGUAGUUGCUGUACCUAUUUGAGAAUGUACAGAAUCAUGAGUAUUUUCUUGUGUUUUUAGCUGAUGAAGUGUAUAUUUUUUUUGCUUUUGUCCUGGUAAAGCAAUGUAAUUUAAGUCAUGUCAUGGAGAUGUAUAUUUUUGUGUGAAAUAGAUUUUAGUGUGUAUUUUCUUGAUGGUAGAAUAUGUCAGCAGUAUGUAUGUAAUGCAUUUUAAGUAGUUUGUUAGUAUUUUGUUUUGCGAGGACGCAAAAAUUUAAGGCGGGAUGAAUGUGAGCUUGCGCUCCCAGAGCUAUAUUUUUAUAUAUUUUAUUUUUAUAGGCUAGUGCCAAACUUAUUAUUUCUACUUCCGCUUUUUGUGUAUAAAAAGUGAUGCCACGCUGUUUUAAAAACAGUUGAGUGUACAGUUGACCAGUGGUCAGUACCAUAUCUGUCUGUGUGACAGCUGAAGAUCGUUGUGGUCUGUAGUCUAAUUAUAUCUUUAUUCCUGUACCUGGGACGGCCUGUAAGUGUAGAAAUAUUUUGUAUAUUUUUACUAGAUCUAUACUAUGUGUAAGGUAGUUAUUUUAUUUUCUACUCUUGGACUAUUUGUCAUAAUAGUUGGCAACAUGCUGUACGGAAGAUGGCGGCGUCCAUCAGUCCUAAUAGAAUAUAGAUCUAAUAUAGUUUUGCAUUUAUGUUUUGCAGGCUAUUAUAACUGCUGCUUUUAACUGCUGCUUUUAACUGCUGCUUUUAGCUGCUGAAUAUUACUGCUUAUAGAUCUAGCUGCUGUUUAUAACUGCUGUUGUUAGAUCUUCUAAUUCUAGGGAAUCUAGGAUCUAAUGAUCUAGUGUUAUUUUGUUUCUGCUAUUGAUAGAUCUAGUUUUGUUAUUGUUUCUGUAGAUCUAGUCUAGAUCUAAUUCUAGGGAAGCUAGUGUUACUUUUUUUUUGCUAUUGAUAGUUUUGUUAUUGUUUCUGUAGAUCUAUUCUAGAUCUAAUUCUAGGGAAGCUUAAGCUAGUGUUAGUUUAUUUCUUUAUUAUCGCCUUAGUAAACUUAGUUAUAGUUAUAUUUAUAGUCUGUUUCUCAGUUCUGUUCUUAGUGAAUAGUAAGGUACUGAGCCUAAGGAUAAGAUAUUCUUGUUUUAGUGUUAGUGUUAUGAGUGUAAUAGUAGGAUAUUGUAGUGUGUUUGUGUAGAUCUAGGUCUAGUGUAGUAGUGGUAGUGAUUUAGUUAGAUAGUUGGUUUGGUUAGUUUGUUAGUGUUUGUAGUGUAGUGGUGUAGAUUUAGAGGGUUUUAGUUAGUUGAUGGGUUCAGUAGUAGUGAUUAGUCAAGUUAGUGUAUAUAUUAUUUUUUAUUAUUGAUUUAUUUUUGUAUGUAAAUAAAGUUUCUUUUUGUUUUAUUUAUCGUAAACUAAAGUUUUUUAUCUUGUUUUCAUUUAGUUGAGUUAGUAUAGUUAGUUGUCUGGUUACUUAGGCUACUCUAGCCCCUUUGGUCACCAUACCGAGGUGCACAGAUUGAGCCCACCCAGUAGCGCAAACAUCUGCCUACUGUUGGUAAAUUUUAAUGUUGAGCAGCAGAGAAUAGGUCCCCUCUCUAUCCCACUCGCGCCUGCCUGGCCUGCUCACAUUUUUGGUGUCAGAAGUGGGAUCUGUGCUUGAGUGACCAGACUUGUAUUUUUUUAUUGUGAUAGAUUAGGUUUGCGUAGGAGUUUAGGCAUUGAUAGGCGGUAUAGAUAGUGUUAGUUUAGUUGUUUUUUUGGUAUUGUUAUCGAGAGGUUAGUAGGCUUUAUUUUGUUGAGUAGUUACGUAGAUGAACAGCGAGGCAGCAGCAGCAGCAAGAAUGCAGCCGUCUCAGACAGUUAUCUUGGUGCCUAGGACAGAGAUGAGUAUCCGGCGCUUCCAUGGUGAUGGUCCUGCCAGGGAAAUUGAAGAGUUCCUUCAAAAUGUUGAGAGAACUUGGAAGUCUCAACACAUGGUGCAUCCAGAGGAGAAAUGUGACUUCCUCUUUGCACAUCUAGGUGAGGCAGUGAAGGCCGAACUUAGGUGUCACCCUCAGACGACAAGGGCAUGCCCAGAUGCCCUUGUGCAAGUUCUACGCUCCACUUAUGGAGAAAGGCGGAGCAUCAACUGCCUCAUUGGGGAGCUGUUCCGAAUAAGCCAGCACCAGUAUGAGUCUGUCCGCGCAUACUCACACCGUCUCCUUCAAGCAUUUGAAGCACUCACAGACAGGCAGAGAGCUCUAUCUGAAACUCCUUUCAGCAAGUCUAUCCUGAGGGACCAGUUUGUAGAAAACCUCAGUGACAGGAUCCUAAGGAGAGAUCUGCGAGAGAGACUACUUGACAGGCCAGAAACUGAAUUCUUGGCGUUAAGAGACAUGGCCAUCAGGUGGGCCCAGGACGAGGAUGUCGCACCGCAAGUCAACGUCACAUGCAGUGAGAUAAAGAUUGAAGGCCAGCUAGCUGCGCUCUCCAAGCAAGUGGAGGAGCUUGCAGCCCAGAUUGUGCUCCUACAACUUUCGGGACCACAGAACUCUAACUGUCCCCACUGCAACCACCAUCAACCUGAUCACAUUAGCGGCAAUGUGAGACAGAUUACCUCACAACGGCGCGUGGAGACAAAGCGCACUCUUAACCAUAAGAGGCCAACGACGAAGAACAGGAAAUGCUACACUUGUGGCAAACCUGGCCAUCUGGCAAGAAAUUGCAGGCUGCAGAACAGGUUCCAAGGUCAGCGAAAGAAGCCAGGGAACCGGGCUCACCAGCAACACCCUUCUAGAAGCAACUGCUUGAAUUGUGGAAGCCGGGACCAUUUCACCCGAGCUUGCCCUGAUGUCACUGCAGCAUUGAAUCACGUUCAGGUUGCCUCAGUUGAACAACCACAGGCAGUACAACUGCAACCUGCCCCCAAGCCAGCAGAAUUGUUGGUUGAGGUGCCACAGAAUCCUAGGCGAUCCAACACUGCUCCUGAUUCAAUUGUUCGCAGAAACCAACCCGCAGUGGCAGAAAUGAUGUCGAUCCAUUCAGAAGUUGCCUCACCUGACACUUCCAGUAAUCAUGCAGAAAGAGGUAGGGAAACAAAUCCUUUCCUACAGUUUCAUCCGGUCCAACCAGAAUCCACCUUGCUUUCCCAUGAGGUUCCUGAGUUGCAGAAGAAAAGGAACGACCUUCUGAACAUUGGGUGCAGAGUUCUUGUGGAACAGAGAGUCAGAGGCCAGGGAAGAAUGUUCAUGCAGUAUGAACCCUCUUGUUUCGUAAUUACUGCAGUACCCAAGUAUGCUUCUGGCUGGUACAUGGUGGAAGCAGAAGAUGGGAGUACUUACCGAUAUGUAAGAGAGGAGGAAAUGAAGUUCGUUUCCUCACCAUACUAGCAUAAUUCUUCAUUUGUAUAUUUGUAAUUUUUAGUUAAUAUGUUGGUUGCAUUCCAAUGUAUCAAGAUGUAUUAGUUUGUAAUAACUCUAUGAGUACAUGUUAUCUACAUGUGUAUUUAAAAGUUUUUUUAAGCUUAGUAGUUGCUGUACCUAUUUGAGAAUGUACAGGAUCAAGAGUAUUUUCUUGUGUUUUUAGCUGAUGAAGUGUAUAUUUUUUUGCUUUUGUCCUUGUAAAGCAAUGUAAUUUAAGUCAUGUCAUGGAGAUGUAUAUUUUUGUGUGAAAUAGAUUUUAGUGUGUAUUUUCUUUGAUGGUAGAAUAUGUCAGCAGUAUGUAUGUAAUGCAUUUUAAGUAGUUUGUUAGUAUUUUGUUUUGCGAGGACGCAAAAAAAUUUAAGGCGGGAUGAAUGUGAGCUUGUGCUCCCAGAGCUAUAUUUUUAUAUAUUUUAUUUUUAUAGGCUAGUGCC